CCCUUCAUCGGACUUAAUUGGGCCUGUCAGUGGGCGGAGUCUCUUGACGGAAGCGAAGCGGCUGUAAGCAUCCAACUUGUGUAUUCUUCUUCUUCUUCUUCUGGGUCUGUUGAUUCCUCUGCAAAUUUGAACGAAAAUGGCGGCUUUUCCCGGAAAUCUCUCCCUCAAGAUGGCACAUCAGCUUCAGACCAGGGUCGUCUCCAUCCCAUGGGUAAGGAAGUGUGAUGCAAUCCGGUGUUUGGGAAGGAGGGACCUCGGUUCUUCUGUUCCUGUCAGGUACGUGCCCAAAGUACCUUCGAAAAGGAACAGGGCUAACAGCCAUGAGAAACCCGAGACUCCACCGGCCAAGAGUCCAGAGAUGAGUGAAGCUCAGAGCAUGUCGAAUGCCGAUGCGAUGAGGUAUCGGGUUUACCGUGAAGGUAAAGGAGAAGUGAUCGUGAAUGAUUUAGUGUGUGCGGAGAUUCGGAGACCCAUAGACAAGCGGAUGCCAAUCAUCGAUGUUAUUGAUGCUGCGCCCGGGUUGGGGGAAGAAACCAUUGAGGAUGCCAUUGAGAUCAAUGAUGACUUUAUUGAAGGAAUAGAAGCAGAUGUUGACGAGAUUGAAAUUCGUCAAGGGGAUAACAGUAAUGUUGGCAGUGUGCUAAGAGGUGGCAAAUCUAGAGAAGAUGCUGAAAAUUUGGCCUUUCAAUUGCUCGCUACCAGGGCAUAUACAGCAGUGGCAAUGACAAAGAAAUUGCAAGGGAAGAGAUUUCCUCCUGCUAUUGUUGAAGCUGUGGUGAAUGAUUUCAAGAGCAGAGGGUUCAUCAAUGAUGGUCUUUAUGCUGAGACGUAUUCUCGAUCUAGAUGGUCUUCGUCCUGCUGGGGUCCUAGGAGAAUAAAGCAAGAGCUAUUCAAGAAGGGAGUCAGCAAAUUUGAUGCUGAGAAAGCCGUAAAACUGGUUUUUGAGGAGUGUGAUUCUAGCUUUGAGCAGGAGUCAAGACUCGGUCUGUCAAAGGUGGCACUGGAUCACUUAUUUUCUCAGGCCUCAAAGCAGUGGCUCCGAAGUCAGGGUGUGCCCGUUGAUACGCGGAAAUCAAGGAUUGUCAGGUGGCUUCAGUACCGUGGGUUCAAUUGGGGUGUUAUAAACGUCGUCCUAAGAAAGUUAGAAUCACAGGCUUGAGAAGAAAUAAAAUCGACCUUCUGAUGCAAUUCUUCCUAGAAGGACCAGCAUCUGUUUUGGUGGACAUUGAUUUCGUGAUAGUCCUCUGCUGCCAUUGAAAUAAUGUCAUUGGCAUCAUCUUAAAUGUCGGAGGGCAAAAUGCAAUUCACUGACAUGGAUUACUGGUCGCACAAUGGCACUGUGAAGUCACUCAAGCUGUUCAUUCUGCCAAUAUUGCAUCACAAAGGCAACCCAAGGCUUCCUCUUGCUUCAGUAAAUAACAUAACCGUGCAAGCCUUGUUACAGGACGCAAGUGACAUUGUCCACUUGGGAAGUUCAAUGUGACGUUACAGUGACGAACAAUAUCUGAGUGAGUUGGUUUUUUCUCUCCUCAUCUUAUGUUCUGUAUUUUAGUUCAUCGAUGUGCAGUUGUAGAAAGCACUAUAUCUUUGUUUAUCGUUGACAUUUUUACAAUGUCUACACAAGAUCCUUCUCCAGUGAGCAUGGCCUUCUAGUCUUUUUUCUUUCUCGGGAAAAUCAUGCCUGUGUAAAUUUGUGACAUUUCCAGAUAUAUCUGUAUAAAAACGUGAUCCGUCAAA
Messenger RNA from Syzygium oleosum, 1737 nucleotides. RefSeq lists its product as uncharacterized. Bases 137 to 1159 code for a protein of 340 amino acids. The record is from RefSeq and is a predicted model, not a curated record. The transcript is spliced from 6 exons. NCBI's taxonomy places the organism in Eukaryota, Viridiplantae, Streptophyta, Magnoliopsida, Myrtales, Myrtaceae. Gene Ontology annotation, biological process: regulation of DNA repair.